Teleopsis dalmanni is the source of this 815-nucleotide messenger RNA. RefSeq names its product protein twisted gastrulation-like. The record is from RefSeq and is a predicted model, not a curated record. Gene Ontology annotation, biological process: regulation of BMP signaling pathway. The coding region runs from base 50 to 802 and encodes 250 amino acids. The transcript has a single exon. NCBI's taxonomy places the organism in Eukaryota, Metazoa, Arthropoda, Insecta, Diptera, Diopsidae.
AAUUUUUUCCGUACUUUCCGCAUCAUCAAAGACAUAAAAGCUCGGAAGAAUGCAUAAGUACGCUUUGUGGUCGUUAGCGUUACUUUUGCUCCACAGCUACAAUGGCGCAAUCGUUGCGGCGUACGGUGAGGGAUGCAAUGAAUUAGUUUGUGGUUCAGUUGUCUCCAAAUGCCUUUUGACGCAGAGUUGUCAAUGUAAGCUCAGUGACUGCUCUUGCUGUAAAGACUGUUUUAAUUGUCUCGGUGACCUUUACACGGAAUGCUGCAGUUGUGUCGACAUGUGUCCUAAGCACAACGAAACGCUAAGUGCACUUUCGCCGAAAUCACAAAUUGGCGACUUCGAUGGCGUGCCCGAACUCUUCGAAACAUUAACCGCAGAAGAUGAUGACGAGCAAUGGACGGUGGUACGUAUGCCGAAACACGCUGGACUGAAGCAUUUGGCUGGUAGCUUUGGUGUCGAUAUUGACGGCGAUGCUAGUGUUACUAUUGGGGAUGCAAUUGACCGACAAGCUGCAAUACAAAAGUUGCCUUCUUCCUCCAUCAAUUGCACAGUCAUUUACUUACACGUCUGCAAAAGCAACAAAAAGUGCGCCUAUUACUGCGAGAGUAUGGGAGCCAACAGUUAUCGUUGGUUCCACGAUGGCUGCUGUGAGUGUGUAGGAGCGCAUUGCUUCAAUUAUGGCAUCAAUGAAAGUCGUUGUGCGUCGUGUCCUGAGGCGGAGGAGUAUGUGGGUGCCGAAAGCAAUGAUGAAGAUGAUGAAUCGAUGUGGGAUUACGGUGAAGAUGAUAUAAGCUAUAACUAAGUUAUUGUUGAAA